UAUUGACCUACAAAAUGGAGCGCCAAGUGUGAUGUUUGUGCCUCAGAUGGACCAGUCGGAGACUUCUGAUAUACAUUUAAAGUUACUAUUAAUAGGCGAUAUGAAUGUUGGGAAAAGCAGCCUUCUCUUCCGGUACAUCGAUGACGGUUUCAGUGAUACCUAUAUGAGUACAAUCGGAGUAGACUUUAAAGUAAAAACAGUCAUGAUUGGCAAUACAAGAGUAAAGCUACAAAUUUGGGAUACAGCUGGACAGGAGAGAUUUCGUACUAUAACAUCAACAUAUUAUCGUGGUGCUCAUGGAAUUAUCAUUGUAUAUGAUGUCAAUGAUGUGAAAACAUUUUGUAAUGUAGAAAAAUGGGUAAAAGAGGCACAAACUUACGCUGAUGAAGGAGUAGCACGAAUACUAGUCGGUAAUAAAAACGAAAGUGAAGAAUUAAAAACUGUAGCCACUUGUGAUGCUCAACGUUUAGCAGCUAAAAAUUCAUGUCUUUUUAUUGAAACAUCUGCUAAAAAUGAUGAAAAUGUUGAUCAGGUAAUGUUGCAAUUCGUAUUUCUUAAAAUUUUAUGAGAUAUGGUUGGUUUAUAUAUUUCUCAAUUUUUUUUAAUACCAUGGUUAUUUUAAGAUUUAAGAAGUUUAUAUAAUGUUCAGCUCUUUUAACUAAGUAGUACAGCUUACGGAAAUGUAUUUUCGAUAUCAUCAUGGCGAAUUAUAAAUAUACUCUAUUUUCUUCACAAAUACCAUCUUUAUUUUAAAAAAAUAUUUGGAAAAUUUGUAUAUGUUUUUCAAUAAAACAUUUAAGUUAACUGUUGUUUAUAAUUUUGUACAUUGCAUAAAAAUAAGUAUUUCAUCAUAAUGAAAUCAAUGCAUUAUUGUCUCAGUUUAUAUUGAUUAAUCAUAUGAUACAAUCUAUACAGUGAAUAAAUUCAGUGGGUACAUGUGUUUGGCAAAAACAAAAGUUGAAUUGUCUAAAAUUUGUAUAGAUUCCUAGUUUUUCUAGGAAAAAAACGUAUUUAUGUUUGUAUUAAGUUAUUUUUACACAUUUGAGGUUUGCUUUUGUUUUCCAUUUUCAAAAAAGAAGUAGAAAUAAUCACAAGGUGAUGAAUUAAUGAUGGUUUUUGUCGUGAGAACUAUCCUCUGAAUAACUUCCCACACGUAAUGAUAUAAGAAUAAAUUCAUGUCAAACUACUUGAAAUUGUUAUGUGAAAUCUGUUUUUAAGUGACAAAACCGUUCAAGUUGAAAAGGUAUGCCAAACAGUCUAAAGGUCAAAACAUACACGUUUAUAUUUUAAUUUAAUAACACGACGGCAUCGUGUUUGUCAAAUUAAUAGAGAGAUAUGUUGUUGUAGUAGGUUGAAGAUAAUCGAUAACAGUAUCUUUGUAGAUGCAUAUGUCGAUUUUACUUGAUUAUAUUCAGAAUUUUUUGUACAUUCCAAAAUGACAUUGAGGCAUGUGUUUUAAUUCCACUCCACCGAUAAUCGGAGUGUUGGUGGAAUAGAUUGCACAAGUCAGCUGUUAAUUGACAAGUUACAUUGUUUAUUAUCAUUACUUCUGUUCAAUACUACUUUUUUGGUGCUAUUGAUUAGCGUAACAACUUUGACUGGUUCCGAAUUUUGAAUUAUGUAGAUAGAAACGCAAACAUACUGAUCACUAUUAUUUAUACUUUGUUGUGUAAUGCUAUUUCUUCGAAGAUGUCACAGCAGAUCAUUUUGCUGUCCAUUGAGAAGUUUACCAUUCAGUGUCAUUUAAAGCAUGUGCGAUAAGUAGAAAUAGUAGUGAUAUUGAAUGUAAUAUAAGAACUUGUAAUUCCCAGCUCUGUCAAAUACGUACUGUAUUAGUCACAAAUGAAGCAGGAUAUGAAAGGAACAAAAAGUCUAUGCACACUUGAAUGCAUCGUAUUCGAAUUCGAAUCAAGCGCAAAAAUUGAACGAAAAAUUACCACAAUAUGCAGAUAUCACAGUACGAUCGAUAGUUUCUGAAACUUUCCUUACAGAAUUUUACCAAAUUAAAAUUUGUUAUGUCCUACAACCGACCGAUAUGGGUAGAUGACCUUGAGCAACCAAUACUUAGCAAGGACGAGGGAGGCAUACUCUAUGCUUGACCGUUGGAUGAAUACUGACUGGCCCCGAACGAAGGAAAAAACACGAAACCAAUAAUCACCAGUUCAAGAUCGUUAUUAUAUUUUAGACAUUCAUUUAUAUGCAUACAAGACUAGACCACUCAGCAGAUCUACUGAGUUACAGUAUUAACUCAGAGCAACAACAUUAAUGAUGAGAAAAACGGAGUACUGGGUACAAAAAUAAUCAGUUGUAGUUUAUGAGCGAAAAAUGCUAUAUUUAUUUAUUAUUUAUUUGAACACAUGAAUAUUGGUACAAGAGAGCGCCAAUAUAUAUGCGCCACACAAAACAAUGAGAAUUCGAAGAGAAGUAGAAAAAGGAAAAAAAACUAAGGAGCGCAAAAGAAAAAGAAAACAAUGACGAAGAGAUUAGAGUAAGGUAGUGUGGUGGUAACGACGGAACGAAAACGUACAAUCAGAAGAAAUCUUUCAGGUAAAGGAGACACAACCACUUUUUAUGAAGAAAGUAAAAGAAGGUUACAGCAGGAUCGCCACUGGCUUCUAUUCUGAGCCAUAUCUGAUAACGUCUCUAGCCACUGUGUAGCACCAUCUCUCAGACCCCAACCAGGGAGUCGUGAAGGACCAACAGAAGCCAGUCCUUUGCAGAUUUCUUUCAUACCACGACACCAUGUCAUGCACUGACCACCUCUCCGCUUCUUCCAACCAGUCCCAGAGUCGGCAAAUAAUGCACGACGUGGAAUUCUCUGGGACGACAUUCGGAGAACAUGUCCAAUCCACCGAAGUCGGUGUUUCAAGAUGGUGACACCAAUUGAAUUAUCAUCUCUGUGCCCGAACACACGAUGCCGAACCUCUGCAUUACUGACAUGGUGUUGCCACUGAAUGUCAGCAAUCCUUCGGAGACAGCGAUGAUCGAACACAGAGAGUCGUCUAACGUCCUCAACUCGGAGAGACUAGGUUUCACAAGCAUAGAGCAAAACUGCUCUCACCGACGCGUUGUAGAUCCGACCUCGGUUCCAUACUUACCUGCAACAGAAGUUGCAACCAGCUUGCUAACAUCAAUCCGUUGAUGACGGUCACUUCGUUGUCCACCGAAAAGUAAGGCAAGAUUGGCGCAGACUAAGGCAUGGUCAGAGUCCAGAUAGGUACUCCAAAAGGAGUGGCAGUCUUGUACACAACCACGCCAGUGGUAGCUGAUCGCGAUGUGAUCAAUCUGAGUCCAGGCUUGGGAUGCAGAGGGAGGACGCCAGGUGGUACAUUGGCGAUGACUAUGCCGAAAGUUAGUGCUAGCCAGAAACAGGUUGUGUUCUGUGCACAGUUGCAGUAGACGGUCCCCGUUAUCUGUCCUGCGACCAAC
This is a messenger RNA of Schistosoma bovis, 3429 nucleotides long. The record is from the annotation of a GenBank genome assembly. NCBI's taxonomy places the organism in Eukaryota, Metazoa, Platyhelminthes, Trematoda, Strigeidida, Schistosomatidae.